Diceros bicornis minor is the source of this 2256-nucleotide messenger RNA. RefSeq names its product sphingomyelin phosphodiesterase acid like 3B (gene SMPDL3B). Gene Ontology annotation, biological process: sphingomyelin catabolic process. Bases 197 to 1888 code for a protein of 563 amino acids. NCBI's taxonomy places the organism in Eukaryota, Metazoa, Chordata, Mammalia, Perissodactyla, Rhinocerotidae. The record is from RefSeq and is a predicted model, not a curated record. Gene Ontology annotation, molecular function: sphingomyelin phosphodiesterase activity. The transcript is spliced from 9 exons.
CUUUAGGCAAACCGAGCUCACACCCUGCUGAGGAAAGGAGGAAAAGCCAGAUGAGCCAGUGCCUUGAAUGAGUGGGAACGCCCCGUAAUGGGACGAGAAUUUCUGCUCAGGCACGUGGCUAAACCUAGUUAGGAAGCCUGCGGCGUGGAUAACAGUUCCUGGAGGACCCGCGGCUCCCGAGAGGCGAGCCCUAAGGAUGCGCGUGCUGAAGCUGCUGAUCUUCCUGGCCCACUGGGCAGUCGCCAGGGCUGGACGAGGAAAGUUCUGGCACAUCUCUGACCUGCACUUGGACCCUGACUACAAGGUCUCCGAAGACCCCCUCAAGGUGUGCCCAUCAGCCGGCUCCCAGCCGGUGCCCAACGCAGGCCCCUGGGGUGACUACCUCUGUGAUUCUCCCUGGGUCCUCAUCAACUCCUCCAUCUACGCCAUGAAGGAGAUCGAGCCAAAGCCGGACUUCAUCCUCUGGACUGGCGAUGACACCCCUCAUGUGCCCAACGAGAACCUGGGAGAGGCGGCCGUGCUGGAAAUUGUGGAACGCCUGACCAAGCUCAUCAGAGAGGUCUUUCCAGACACUCAAGUCUACGCUGCUUUGGGAAAUCAUGACUUUCACCCCAAAAGCCAGUUGCCAGCAGGGAGCAACAACAUCUACAAUCAGAUAGCAGAACUGUGGAGACCCUGGCUCAGUAACCAAUCCAUCGCUCUCUUCAGAGAAGGUGCCUUUUAUUCUGAGAAGUUGCUGGGGCCGAGUGGGGCUGGGCGAAUCGUGGUCCUCAACACCAAUCUGUACUAUAGCAACAAUGAGCAGACAGCUGGCAUGGCCGACCCCGGCCAGCAGUUCCAGUGGCUGGAAGACGUGCUGACCAAUGCAUCCCGAGCUGGGGAAAUGGUAUACAUUAUUGGCCACGUGCCCCCGGGGUUCUUUGAGAAGACACGAAACAAGGCAUGGUUCCGGGAGGGCUUCAACGAGGAGUACCUGAAGGUGGUCCAGAAGCACCAUCGAGUCAUCGCAGGGCAGUUCUUCGGGCACCACCACACCGACAGCUUUCGAAUGUUCUAUGAUGAUGCAGGUGCCCCCAUCAGUGUCAUGUUCAUUACACCUGGGGUCACCCCAUGGAAAACCACGUUACCUGGAGUGGUCAACGGGGCCAACAAUCCAGGCAUCCGGGUGUUCGAAUACGACCAAGCCACACUGAGCCUGCAGUUUCUCAUAGGUGAAAUGGGGCUAAUAAGCACAGUUACCUCAUCAGAUUCAAUCAGAGGAUGUCUGCCAAGCAUACCUGGACAUGGUGACCUACUUCGUGAACCUGAGCCAGGCGAACGCGCAGGGGGCGCCCAGCUGGGAGCUCGAGUACCGGGUGACCGAGGCCUACGGGGUGCCCAACGCGAGCAUCCGCUCCAUGCACGCGGCACUGGGCCGCAUCGCCAGCGACCAGGGCGCGCUGCAGCGCUACUAUGUCUACAACUCGGUCAGUUACGACACCCAGGCCUGCGGCGAGGCCUGCCGCACCGAGCACGUGUGCGCGCUGCGCGAGGUGGCCUUCGACGCGUACUACGCCUGCCUGCGCGCCCCCGGCGCCGCGCCCGCGCCCAGGCUCGCGCUCCUGCUCGCGGCGCUGCUGGGCCUGCGCGCGCUGCUCGCGCCGUGACCUUGGGCGCCGCCCGCUGGCACGCUGAGUUCGUCUUCCCGGUGGUAAAUGGGGGCAGCGUCACCCCGAGAGCUGGGCUUUUCCUCCUUUUCCCCCGCAGAGUGAACUGGGAUGGGACAGCCGGAUCAGGAAAUGAAGCACCAAAGACCCCACCAGAAGCACAUUUCUUUCAUGUUUUAUCCGAAAAACAAUGCUCAUCGUGCAUCUUAUUCUGUGCAUUAUUCCUUUUAAUAUGUACAUAACGUUUAAAGCAACUCCCUUGCAGCUAUUGAACGUCCUCCCCUCCUCCUCGAGCGGAUAAUCAGAGCGAAAUGAGCCACCAAGGAGAUGCGCCUUGUUGGUCCUGUGCCCUCAGUACUGUGCCCAUGGCCCGAACUUGAGGCACACCUAGUUUGCGACAGGCCUUUCUGUUUUGUUGUUUUGUUUUGCAACAAUGCAGAUGUGAAGGGAUUGCAGUUCUAGCGCCGGCGCUAAUUUCUGGGCCCCUUUCGCUGUCUUGGGCCUCCUGGAGGGACAAAUGCAAUACAAGGCAAUUAGAAGCCUGCUAGGCUAAGGGCGGUGCGCCUCGGACGGUCAGUCUUAGGGCCCAGCGGUCCUCGGGGAUCGGAGG